Messenger RNA from Anopheles maculipalpis, 2007 nucleotides. RefSeq names its product protein bangles and beads-like. The transcript is spliced from 2 exons. Bases 1 to 1944 code for a protein of 647 amino acids. The record is from RefSeq and is a predicted model, not a curated record. Lineage: Eukaryota; Metazoa; Arthropoda; Insecta; Diptera; Culicidae.
AUGAAGCUUUGCCUGCUGAUCGCUACAGCCGUGGCAUUUGCCACGUGCUAUGCUCUCCCGGUACCGAAGGAAGAAGUAUUUGCUGUCUACCCGGUGAACAGUGCCUUGGUAGAGCACUCUAGUGACGUUCCUGUCGAAACUAAACCGGAACAGGUAAACCUACGGGCAGAAGGUUCUACGGCCAAAGAUCUCACUGAAGAACAGAAAGUUGUACCAACAGAAGAAGCUACUGUCCAAGCUGGAAAAGAUGAAAAUAAGCCAGAAGAAUUGAAAACUGUAGCGGAGAAAUUGAACGAAGAAGAAUUGAACGAACCGACCUCAACCAACGAUGAAGUUCCUAAAGAGGUCAGUCCAGUGGGUGAAGUAAAAUCUGCUCCAUUAAAAGAAUCGACAACAGUAAAGGACGAUGAAAGUUCCGUAACUGCUGCAUCGACUGAUAAUGUACCAACGACUGUAGCAAACAAUGAUGAACCACUGUUGGAAGUCACUCAAUCUGUUGUUGCUGUAGCACCAGAAGUGGCUGUUCCGGAGACCGUAGCCGUAGAAGCAACACUGACGGAAAAAUCGGCUACUGCUGAGAAGGUGGCAAACGAGGAUACUAAAGUUGUGCAGAAAACGCAAUCGGUUGAGAGUGCUGUAGUACAAGAGAAAAAAGUGACUAACGAUGAGGCCAACAAGAAGGAUGAGGUAAAGUCAGUGGAGUCAUCAGUUAAGAAAGUACCUGAGGAAAAGGCCGAAAAGCUCACAGUAGAGUCUAAGCCUGAUGUACCGUCCGAAUCGGCCCAAGCACGUUCUUCAACAAGCGAUCUCCCGGCCGAGCUACCAAAGACCGUCGUCAAGCCGGAAGAGAAGCCCACUGAUCAGGUUACCGUGAAAGUGGUCGUCGAACCAGUAGAAGAAAAGAAACCCGUCGUAGAGCAGGCUCAGGAAGUGAGUAAAUCUGUCCCAGAAGUAAACUCUCCUACCGUACUCACUGAGGUUGCCGGGCCAGCUCUGGCAACUGCCAAUGUUUUAGAACCGCAAACCGAAGGCAAAGAGGAAGCAAAGCCUACUAAAGUUCGUGCUGCUCCAAUCGUUGAAGGUUUGACGGUAUCGCAACCGGUAGAAGCGGAACCAGCCGUUACCAAAAUUCACGUCACAGUCAUUCAGGAAGAGGUUGAGCUUGAAGGCAAGAACAUCGCCCAGAAGGAAGCGGUCCAGAAUGACGCACCAGUGACAGAAGCGGAAGAUAAAAGUACCGAAGCAACGGUUACAACAACUGCCACUCCUGAAAAGGAAGUAGAAAGCGAUGAACCGGUGGUGGUGAAAGCUGCCGAAGCUAAAGAUGAGUUGACCAACGAUAAGCCAAGUGUCGUUAAGAGUGUGGAGCCAGUCGUUCAAAUUAAGCCAGUGGCGGCAACAACGGUCGAAGCUAUCAAGGAAGAAUCGCCCGCACGAUCAGCCACUACUGAAACUGUUGUGAUAGUGGUACCCAGUGUAAAGUCGGAAGAUGUCACCACUGUAGUGGCUGUGGCUGAGAAUACCGAUAAACCUGACGAAAAGGAUGUUGCGGGAGGAACAACAAAGACAACGGUAGAAGAAAAACCUGCAGAAAAACCGGAAGUUCGUUCUGCUGCUGCAGCCGAAGAGCCAGCAACGACGGUAAAGGUUGAGGAACAGCAGGCAAAAGCCGUUGACGGGAGUUCUCAGCCGGGUGCAAGUGAAAGCUCGGAUACCGUCAAAGAAGAAGCUAAGGAUCAGAGUGACAGUAUCAGUACAACGGUAAGCAGCGUCACCGAACUGGACACUACUACCGUCAGCCCUGUAACCACCACCGACCCGGAACCCGUUCCCACACCGGCAAAGCAGAAGGCCAAGAAGCAGGUUCCGCCAAAUCUUAAAGGAUAUAGCAAGCGGCUAAAGUUGCAGGAGGCGCAACGAAAGCAAAGUGGCGAUAACGAGUAAUAGCGAUCCGUUAACCGUUAGCAGUUAAUGCUAAUAAUUGCAGAUAAUGCAGCUCAAGGAAGC